AAAUCGGAAGUGGGGCUGACAUCCGGGUGACCGCCAUCUUGCUGUGAGUUGCAGAGAUUGCGGAAGAGAAAAAUUGCACGAACACUUGAAAUAAUGUGGCUAGCUUGCUCGUAUGGUUAAAACACAGACGUCUGUGCAUUUGAGCAAUGACACCCUAUUUUUCGUAGAUGUUAUUCCAAGAGAAGAGACUUGGACUAGUUUUCCAAAAGCGAGACACGGGUGUUGUGGGGUGUGGGGUUUCAGGCGGGGAACAAUUUUGACCAAGGGGUGGUCGAGACAUUGUAAGCAUGAGUACGAGUUCUGCCACGGGUCGCCGGCGUUCUGCCACUCGCCAGUAUUCGGCAGAGGAGCAAGCCCUCAAUCAAAUUUCAAAAGAAGCUGAGUCUCGACUGGCUGCCAAGCGAGCUGCUCGUGCUGAGGCUAGAGACAUCAGAAUCAAGGAGAUCGAGAGACAACAGAGAGAGGAAGAAGAACGACAAAGAAGACAAGAGGAAGAUGGCCAGAAUCGAGAUAUCGGGCGGCGAGGAAGUGAUGAUUCCAGCCACUCGGCAUCCACCAUUGACGAUAUGGAGGGACCCAGGGAGAUGAAGGAUAUUGCUAGAGAGCUUAAGUCUAAGUUACGUGAGAUGGACGAAAAGUACAAAAAGGCUAUGAUGACCAACGCUCUUCUGGACAACGAGAAACAGUCACUGGUUUACAAGGCAGAGCUCCUCAAAGAUCAGAUGGAAGAACUGGAGGAAACACUGGUGGAAAUACAAAGGGAGGCUAAACAGAAAACUAGGGAAGUAGAAAUGCAAAAGAGAGACAUGAAGACUUUAGAAUUUGAACAUAAUAAUUUAAAAUUACAACUAGAGGUUAAAGACAGACUUAUACAGGAAAGUGGUCUUGUGAUAUUAUCGACGGCGGAGGGUUCAUACACCUUAGAGAAGUGUACAUCUGUACCCAACACAUCGCCUGCUCCGGCUUUAGGAAGUCUACUUAUAUCAGUAGAGGCUGCCGAUAUUUUAGACAAGGCUGGAGAUGGGUCAUUAGAUGAUAAAAUUAAAAAGUUUGCAGAAGAAAGGAAUGCGUUAACUAAAGAGAUUAAAAAAUUACAAGCUGAAGUUGAGGAAGAGAAGUCUAAACGAGAGCAUUCGUCUCCGAAAAUUCCACAAAUUAAUGGUCCCGAGAUGCAGUUGUAUGAAGUCCAGAGAGAAGCUAGUAAACAGAUUCACGAAUAUAAACUAAAACUACAGAAGGCGGAACAAGACAUAACUAAUCUAGAAGGAACUGUGACUAGAUUAGAUUCACAAGUAAAGAGGUAUAAAACUGAUGCUGAAGAAUCGGAGAAAUUAGAAGAUGAACUUAAAACAGAGAAACGGAAAUUACAAAGAGAGUUACGAGAGGCACAGAAUCAUGUGGAAGAAUUAACAAAUUCCAAUAAACACAUGCAGAAAAGACUGGAGAAAAUGAAGCAAGCACGGAAUGCUUUAGUGAAUCAGUGAGAUGGCCUGCUGGACACAAGGAUUGGUGAACAAGGCCUGGCUUAUGUGUGAUUCCUGUGUGCACACGUGUCAGUAGUGCUGCCGUCUCUUACAGAGAGUUCUCUCUGGCGACGUAACUCGACAACUUUGUGAUGUGUACAAAUUUUGGCUGAGUUCUGUGUUGCUGCGGAUCAUUUUAAAUGCUUCAUUCACCUACAGAAAUGGCCAUCAUUUUCUUUUUUUCCUUGUUAACUGUUAGUAUGAAGUUUGCCAGUGAGGUUAUCUUAUAAUGCUUUCGAUUUAUAUGGCAAAAUAUGUGGAAACUAUCUGGAAUAUGAACUAAGUUUUGACUGAGUAAUCGUCGUCAUAUUAAAAAGUACAGUAAACCUCUAUUUUUAUCUGAUGGAUUCUGCUGAUAGUAGGGAAAACAUUAAUGCAAGCUUUUGUCAAAAUUGCCUUUAUAUUAUUAUCAUCCAUUCUUAUUUUCAAAUUUCUCAUUUUGAAAAAAUUACCACAUGCGCAGAUAUAAUUUGCGAAAACAUUAAUUUCACUUUUACUUAUGUUUCAACAGAUAGAUAUCUUGCCAUAUUUAUGGAAUGCAAAUAAGUAACCCAUUUUAAUCAGUGGUUUUUGUUCGUAAGAAUGAAAUAUAGACAAAACUGAUAAUUUGAAAAAUAAACAUUGUACGGUACCUACCAUCUAUUUCAUAAAGAUGUCGGCUAUAUUUUGUGCUUAUGAAUAUUGUAACAAACUCUGUGCUUGUUGAUUUGAUUCUUGCUGUUGAUCACUGCUGUAUGAUGAUAAUGUGUUUAUUACACAGGAAAAAUGUCUUCCAAUAUUGCUACUAGUUCAUAUCAAAAACAUUUAAUCUUCACGAUGUUGAGUUUUUGUGCCAUUUAUGAUGAGUUUAAUUGAAUUUUCAGAACUUUGAGAAAAUUAACAAAUGAUGGUCGCAUUAUUAUAAAACCCAUUCAUUCAAACCGUUGACAACUAGUGCUUGUUAAAACAAAAUACAGCUGAUUUAAAAAAUGUGUAGAUACUCUUUAACAGAGACGUCAAUUUCUCACUGCGUGUUAAAUUUGAUUAUUGUGGUUCAGAGAUAUAUUUGUCUUUUGGCUAACAAAAAUCACUGAUUGACUUUGCUUAUGUUGUUGUAGGCUUCUGAUGAUGUUAUAUGAAGCAAAGCAAUAAACGUUCACAAAUUUAUAUUAUAUAUUCAUGAUGGAAUGGCUCAAUAUUUGAACACUGAAUAUUUUAUUGGAAUAUUUAUUUAUUCAUUAAAUAGAUAAUUCUGCAAAUAUUUUAUCAGAAUAUUUCAUAAUAGAUGUUUCCACAUUAUACGACAAAAAAUGUUUAUAUAUAAUCAGAUUUAGGCGAUUUAAUGUGAAGAAUUGCUGACUCAUGUAUUUAAUCAGUCUGACUUGUAGCAUUGUCAUUAUAAAUUCCAUACACCUGUUUUAAACUGACCUAUAGACAUGUUAUAUUUCUGUGAACUAUGAAAAUGACAAUAUGAUUGAUAAAAAUGUCAUUAUGAAGUGAUCUUGUUAAAAUGUUGCAGAAUUGGUAAUUUUUGUAUGAAAUUAUGCAUACACUAUAAGUAUGGCAAUACUAGAGGUUUUUUAUCCUGUGGUAGGGUCAUCGUAACGACCGAGUUAUGUAACGAUGUUGUCUCACUGAACAUUACUGUAAACAAGAGCAUUUCCCUCACAAUUAUGUUACUUUUAAGAUUCUCGAUACAGGCAACUUCUCACUUCAUUAGUAUUUUCGAGAUUUCUAUUUGCCAUAUAUAUCCUGUAAUAAGCCCUGGGGACCAGCACAUACCGGUUGUUGUCCAGUGAAAAUGCACAUACUGUUGAUGCAAAGCAGUGUACAUGUAUGGACUAUUUGUAGGGCUUUAAAAUAGCUUUUGUUAUCAUUUCUACUGGCAGUAGACAUGUGUGGAUCUAUUAGCAGGCUUAUUGAUGGGUAAAUAUGGUAAGGAAAACUGUUAGGAAUUGAAAACAACAAGUAUAUUUAUAUAUAUACAAUAUAUAUAUAAUAUAGAUACCAAGGUAUACUUUCACGAAAACUAAAAAAAAAAUGUAAUAAAAUAAAAUUGUAUAUGCCAAUAUUAGGGGCUUGCAGUGGUUGAUAACAUUUGAUAUAUCGUCUUAUUUAUAGAAACUAAAAUUACAAAAUUCAGAAUAUAUUUGAUAUAUUUUGGAUAUAUUGUGUAGUUAUGACAUAAAUCAUUCAUCGUACAUCAUUACAACUGUAGUUGAUAUAAUUGAGCUGAUUCUCAUUGAAGUUUCACCUUACAAAUAUGUCAUAAUACCCUUCCCUUCCGCCCUAUAUAAUUAUAUAGUAUGUAUAUGUUACAUCAGAUAUUUACAGUAGAUGAUGUGCGACUGACAUCCUACCAUGAUAUGUUUAAACAUUCAGUCUUAAAAUUUUAAUAUCAUUCCUCAUAUUAAUAUUUGCACUGAUUAUUUGAAAGAAUGUAUGUUGUGAGUUCAUAUUAAAGUCAAGUAGUCCUGUUUUACAUAACGUGCUUGCAGCCAAGCAUUGUAUAUACUUCACAAUACAGAUUAGUCGUUGGGAUAUUUGAUGAAUAUACACUUUUAUUGUGCGAAAACAAGUGUAAGAAUUCAGGGGGAAAUGUACAUGUUACAGUUUGGAAGUACAGUAGUUAAAGAAAAGUUUAUUAAAAUAAUUUAAAAAACAACAAAGUCUUCUCCAUAUAAUAGAGGCAUACAUGGACAUAUGCUUCCUGAUAUUCUAAGAAAUGUCUUCAUUUAAAGAAUUGAAAUGAAUUUUGUGGCUUUUUAUUUCAACUCUAUAAAAGUAACUUAAGAUUAUCAGGAAGACUGGUAUAGAAUCAGUAUAUUGAUGAUAAAAUAUAAACCCUGGUUUCCAAAAAAUUUCACAUUUAAGAUACAAAAGAUUAAAAGUGACUUUGUUGCUUAACUUGAGAAUUUUGCACAGAGACAACUCGGCAAUAAAUUACAUGUAACCAGCUGUUUGACCGGUAUAAAUUAAAAUUAUCUGGGAAAUAUUUUAGAUUGGUCAUCUAGUAAUAUGACCCACUUAAUCUAGUGCUAUUAUUUUAGUCUUUCACACAAUUUACAGAUUAGACUUGCAUUGUAAGAUCACUCAUUCCUGUCUUAACACCAGAUUGUCCAUUUUUUCUCAAAAAUAUUAUACUUUUUCUGAAAGCAGUGAGUAAUGUAGAAGUGUUCCAUUCAUAUGUACACCAGCAUUAUUGAACCUGUGGUCCUUUUGUUUUGCAGACAAAUAAUAGGUUUGGUCUAGAAGGAGAAAGAUCUGAUUAUAUUUGAGAUGUUGAGAUAGACAUUCUUUCACAACAUGAAAAUUUUGUAACUUAUUUCAUAAAAGUAUCUGUUAAAGUCAUUUGUUCCCAUAUCCAGAAUCAAAUGUUUUGAUGAUCAUAGUAGGAUUGGUUUGAGUAUAGACCCUCACGCUACUGUAGUUUAACAGAAAUACUGUUGGAAAAUACUAUCUUGCUCAAUGUUUUGAAUAAUAUAUCAUAAAACUAAGACUUACCUUAUUAAUUACGAAAAUUCUAAGUGUCCGCAACUAUAAAUAACAUCAUACCCGGUAUGUUACUGCUUGUAAGCAGAUUACUGCGUGGACUCGCCAUCACUCACACCCACGUGACUCCAUUUGGCUAUCUCUGUGGCAUCGUUUGAAAACAUCAAUCAGGGUAAAAACAUGUAUUUAUAAAACAUUUUUUAUGGUAUACUUAUGUUUGUGUAUCUCAGUUUGGAAAGUCAAUGUUUUGAAAUAACAUGUGUGGACGCUAGGAUGGGAAUUUGUGGCAAGUCCCUUUGGACUUUUGGAUCAUUAGGGAAAAAAAAAUUUUUGGAAGUGAACUUUGAAAUCAAAGUUAUUGAUACAAAAAAUAGACCAGGAAAAUAUCUUAGCUUUGUUACAGCAGUAAAAAUUCUGCCAGACUGAUAACAUUUAAACUAAAUACAAAUAUAGAAAAAAAUGACUAAUUGAUGCUUUUCUUUAACAACAUUGUACUUUAAUUUGCUUUGAUAUCUCUUUAACAGCCACAAAUUCUACUCCUCUUAAUUUAUCAUUAGAACAUAAUCCUUUGAGGAACCCAAUCCUUAUUCAGUCUUCUGGAAUUUGUUUAUAAAACAAUAAAGUAGAGUUGGUAAUUAUUAUUGAAUACCUGGUACUCAGUAACUUCAAAAAAAAAGAAAAAAUUAAUUUGUAAAAAGAAAAUGAUGUGUUCUCAAACAAGACCCUGACAGUGUGGAGAAUGUUACUGUACAAUGUUGGAUCUCACGAGUGUAAACAUUUGUCACAUAUCAUAUGUAGUUGAGUGUGUAUGUGUUUAGAUACCUAGGUGAUUGUGUGUAUUGUUUAGGAGUAUUGUCCGGGUGGUUUUCUCUUUUUGUGUAUUGAUUAUGUCCAAUUACACCAAGUAUAUUUUACUGGCAGUAAAACCCCGUAUUUGAUCGUAGAUUAAACAGAACCAUCAGUUGGAUUGAAAUCCAAUUCCUUCAUUGACAAUUUUAUUUCGAAGUAUUGGGAGUAAAAUUCAAAUUGGGAAUGAAAGAAUCUAACCGUGAUGUUUCCUUUAACUUUUUACAAUAUCGGAAAUAAUGAGUUAUUUUAAAAUUAAACAUGAAAGGAGUUGUUUUAAAAUGAAACAUGCACAGAAAUUUCAUGUAAUAAAAAGAUGCUAUUUUUAUGAAUAUUUAGGUGUUGAAUUACAGUAACUGUAUUGGAUAGUAUACUUUUAUGACUAAUUAAACUUAUUUUAUGGAUUGAACUUUGAAACCACAAGUACACUUAUUCACAUACAGUAUCAGCGAUAUGGCUAGGCUUCCCUCAGCGAUACAAAAAAACAUAAGUUGUAAACAUAGGAUGAUAUAAUAUGCAUGUUGGUAUUCUAUAUUAUUCUUGUUGGUGUAGCAGUGUUUACACUUUGCAUUUUAGCACCUGAUUUAGCAAUAUUUCUACAAAUUGAUAGAAUGUAAUGAAAAUGUGUGAUGUGUUUGUGAGAUUUGAUGUGCUCCCCUCGAUCAUUUCUGGUGAUUUCAAGUCUUCCGUCUUUUAUCAAGGCUUUUUUGUGCCUGACUUGUGGACCUAUCUUAUGGAAGGCUAUAUAUGUUUCACAAAAUAACUAACAAAUUUACCCUCUCCAUACAUCGUAUACUAUAGAAUUUAUUUACUACUCAAUAAAAAUCAGUCAUGUUUGUUAUCAUUACUGACCAGCACUGUUAUUGUAGGGGAUUUUUCAUUAUCAUAUGAAAUUGAUUUUUUGUUAUUCAAUACUUGGCUGAUGAUUGUGUUACAGUAUAUUUCCUACGGCGUCUUAGAUAAAUGUUUCAGUACAUAAUUCUCCCAUACAAGUCAUUUAUAUCUGAUAGGAACUGUAUAAUGUGCAAUAUAGUCUUGCCUUAUUUAGGCGAUAAACAGAUUUCUGAAAUUCCACAAAGAGCCCGAUACUAACCUGAUUUUGUCUGGGAAUGUUUUGAAGUAUAAAUAACAUAUUGUAUGUAUCCUUCUAAAGACUGGAAGUGUUAGGAGAUAAAAUGUAUCUAAAACUACCUGUAUGAUAUAUCGUAUAUAUAUAGAGGUUACGCAAAGAGUGGUUGUUGGAUAUGAAAUUUAUUUCACACGAGUAUGUUAUUUUUUUAAAGUUAUAAAAGACACAAGCUUUAACGAAUGUCUUUUGUAACUUUUGAAAAAUAAUGUACCAGUGUGAAAUAAAUUCCAUUUCCAACAUCCACUCCUUGUGUAACAUCUAUAGAAAUCAUAUUAUAUUGUAAUUGCUUAAAAUAUGAAAUACAACAAUAUUGACCAUUCAAAGUAAAUAGUUAAGUAAACUUGGUAGACACUUAAUAUGGAUGUCUUCAAGACAUCUAAUGAAAAAUUCAAUAUUUUCCGUAAGUUAUAAGGCCCUGCCUGUUAGAUACAAAAUAUAUUGGGAACAAUAUAUUUUAUUUUACAUGUAAUGAAUUCCAUUUGCUCAAACAACAUUAUCUCAUCAUAUGCUGGCUCUUGUGACUUGAACAAUAAACUCAAAAGAGAGAUGAUCUAUGAUGAUACGUGUUAAUGAAUUUUUUACUACUUUAUUAGUUGUCCGUAAAUUUACGAGUCAUUCCCUUGAAUAUUUUAACACCUUAUAGCUCUGUGUAUGGGCUGAUAAAGCCUAAUACUAUUCCUCCUUUGAUUUUCAGAUUGUUAGGAAUUUCAUUUUAUGCAUUUCCUGUGACGAAAGCUUGUAAAAUCUGUACAUUAAAGUUUAUUUGUAUAGAUAAAUGGUGGUACACAAACUGUAUUAAAUCAUCCUCACAAUCUCUCUUUAUUUAUACCUCUUCUGAGUUUUGCUGAUUAAAUUGUUUAGCUUUAAGUAUAUAUUAUAUAGAAAAUUGAGGCCAACAGUGAAAACUGACAUUACCAUUUUUAAAUUGUUUUCAUAUUUUGUACAUGAAGUCAUAUAAUGAAAAAACAUAAUUUUUUUGUUGUUUAUGAUAGGAUAACAUUUCCUCUACCACAAUUUUACCAACAUUGGUCAAGAAUGAUGCUUUCCAGUACAUAUGCUUAUCAGAAAUAGUUUACUUAAUACUAGCUCUGGUAUAAAUAUAAUGUAGUAAAUAAGUGACAAAAAUAGAAAAUGUGAUAAACAUAGGAAGAUAGUAAGGUUUAUAUUUUGAAUAUCUUUUCUGCAUCAAAGUUGCUGAUUUUUGUUACAUUUCACUGAAGAGCAGCUUACUUAUGUAAAUGUUCUACAUAAUGUAAAUUUAACAUCAUCUUGUUUCAAUUUUCAGUAUAUUUGAUUAUGAUAAUAGCUUGUUAUAAUUAAGUAUGGGUCAUAGAUACCCUACAAACAACAUUUACUCAAGAUUGUUAAACAGUUACUAAUUGAUGAUACUGGUUAGUUGAAAUAUGGAGCAUUUACAUUAGAAGUGAUGAUAGAAAAUCUGAUGAUAAUUUACAAGUGAUAAAAAUCUGAUGAUAAUUUACAAGUGAUAAAAAUCUGAUAAUAAUUUACAAGUGAUAAAAAUCUGAUAAUAAUUUACAAGUGAUAAAAAUCUGAUAAUAAUUUACAAGUGAUAAAAAUCUGAUAGAUUUUAUUUUUUCCUUUAGGUUAUUUUUCCUUAAGGUUACUUUUCAAGAGGAUGAUAUUUAUGCAUAUAAUGAAAUACUCUACACACUUAAAAUUAGUUUACAUCCAAACUUUUAAGGGAUUUUUAGGAUUUGACAAAAAGUUAAAUAUGAUUAUCAGGUUGCAGUGUUGAACAACAUGGAAAGAAUUUAGUAUUUAACUAUAUGACAGUGAUUUCUUGCAAUGAAAUUUUAUUUUAAAAACGCAUCUCAAGAUACCUGAAUACUUUACUAUUAAGUUGAACCCAAGUAGAGAAAAGUUUCAUUUCAUCUUUGAAAUUGUUCCUAUCAGGUUACUUGUGGUUAAAUGACUGUCAUUAUAUGACGUUACAUAGAUGUUCUAAAAUUGUUUUUUUGUUGUUUUUUUUUUUUAUGAAUACUUUGUAUGCCUACAUCUUCAGUCACAAAACAAGGUAAAUUCAAACUUUGCACUAAAAAUUUGGAGUAUAUGUAUACAAGUUCUGGGAAAGCUAAAAAAAAAGUGUUAUGUAAUAAGAGCUGUAUUGACUAUACAAAGAUGAAGACAUUUUUCUUUUUUUUUUCUUUUUUUUUCAAAAAUAAUAGGAAGCAUCUGUCCUUGUUAAAAUUGAACCCCUCGGAACAUUACCAGUAUACUGGGUUUCUGGUAUUCAGCAUAAAGAUCAUCAAUGCAUUUUACUUGUACAAUUCUUUAGUUCAGAGAAUUUCAUUAUCACUACCAUCUACCUGAAUACUAACCAAAUAUACCCACCCCGUGAUAAACAGGUAGAACGGUUGACAAUUCUACCACUUACUUAAGUCUGUAUGAGAGCUAGAACAUUUUAGAAUUUGAUGCGAAAUGAAAUAAUGUGAUUUAUCAUGGCUGUAAGCAUCGUUUUCUGUGAAUCAUCACCAGUAGCCCAAGUCAAUUGCUGUAUCAUUGGCUAGUAACAAUUGUUAUGAUUUUAUACUUGAAUGGAAUCUGGUUUUCACAUUUACCUAUAUAAAACAAGUUUGCUUAGAUACUUUAUUGCUUUUUAUGGGCUUUUUAUGGACAGAAAAAUCUGCUUAAAAUUUGUUAAAGACAGAAAGAAAAAAUUACAAUAUAUCCCUGCAUUCCUAAAACCUCAUAUCCCCAAUGGUUUUAUAUGUAAAUAUACAAUUUUAUGUCUGAAGUUUGAGGGAAAGUUACUGCCCUUUAUUGCCAGUGAAGUUAGCUGUAAUGAUAGCGAUAUGUGUUUUAAACACAGAACUUUUGUAUACAUGUGUUCUCUUGCUCUCUUAUUUAAGAAUUCCAAUCUUAAUAAAAUAUUAAAGUUUGUAAAACAUGACAUUUGAUUCAUGAUUUGUUUCCAUUUAUCGAAUUGCUUGAUGACCAGAAUUAGGUCCCAAUUUGUCCUUAAUGAACUGACAAUGGUCAAGGUAUGAGAUAUGUGAUCGUUUCACACAGUGUAAUAUCUUUUCUGUUGAAGAAAUCUUGGUGGUGUUCUUGGCAGUAGUGCUGGGAAUACCCACUGUUUGAGACAUAGGUUAUGCCAAGGACUUAUUUGAGAAACCAAUGUACUUGGUUUUUGGUUGAUAUUUGUUCUGUACCUUACGGAAAGUCUCAAAAUCUUGUGAUAAUGUUAGAAACAUGAAUUUUGAGAAAAGGUCUCCAAAAGUUGUGAUAAUAUGUAGCAGUUUUUGAGAUCGGUUACAUUUGUUAUGGAUGGGGGUCAUCUCAAAACCUUGUCAUAAUAUUAGUAUGCAGCAUUUUGAGAUUACCUUUGUUGUGUAAGAGUGUGAUCUUCAAAGUGACGUCAGUAUAGGGUGGCUUUGAGAUGCCCCCCGACUGUCAGUAUAGGGUGGCUUUGAGAUGCCCCCCGACUGUACCCGUGUGUAUGACUGUAACAUGUACUAAGAAAAUGAACCUGAUGUGUGAAGGGACAUGCAAUGCAUGAUUAAAGUAAAACAUGUUUUACAAAAGA
Molecule: messenger RNA, 10516 nt
Organism: Pecten maximus
Lineage: Eukaryota; Metazoa; Mollusca; Bivalvia; Pectinida; Pectinidae
Product: leucine-rich repeat flightless-interacting protein 2-like
Exons: 12
Coding region: 288-1484 (398 amino acids)
Biological process (GO): regulation of DNA-templated transcription
Source: RefSeq, a predicted model, not a curated record